UAGCCUCUCUUUCCACAAAAAAGAAAACCCUAGAGACCCUGUUGUCCGAAAUCUCUCCCCCGCCACUCACCCUCACCAUCACUGUUUUGUUGAGCUUGCAACCUCACAAUCUUUGUUUUGAGAGACAAAAAAGGAAGAACAGAAGAAGACCUCGCAUUGAGAUCUCUCCCCAUCCCCGACUCUCUCGCCCAAAGUCUAUUUCCCCAAUCCCUCACCCUCACAGUCAUGUUUAAUUUGAGCUUGCAGCUUUGCACUAAGAUCUCUCUCGAUCCCCGACUAUCUUGCCACUAAGAUCUCUCUUAAUCAGUAGCUCUAUCACAUUUUCGAGGAGCCUCUAGAUGGGUUAUCGCUUCUGUUGCAAAGCAGAGUCUGCCAUUGCCAUUUGCGAUCCCUGCAACUGGGCCCAAAAGAAGCAGCACCAGCAACACAUAGGGAAUAAUGUACGGAAGUUCUUCUACGCUGAACUAGAGUCUGCCACCGGAGGUUUCUCUUCGCCCAACUUCCUUGGUAAAGGCAGCCAUGGAACUGUUUACAGAGCGGCAAUCGACGGCGGACAACUCAUCGCCGCCGUAAAAAAGACAACAACCGCCGCCGCAACAGCUUUUGUUCAAAAUCACAACAGCCCAGCAGAAAACGAGAUCGAAAUUCUCUCUAGAAUCCGAAGCCACCACUUUGUGAAUCUCUUGGGUUACUCUCGAGAUCCCAAAGAGAAGAAACUACUACUGGUUGUGGAGCUCAUGCCUAAUGGUUCACUCUACGAUCUCCUCCACUCCAGCCUUCGACCGCCCGGUUGGUCGAAACGAGUCCGGUUCGCACUUCAGACCGCAAAGGCGGUCGAGACCCUACACACCUCGAACCCGCCGGUUAUUCACAGAGACAUAAAAUCCUCUAACGUCCUCCUCGACGGCAAUUGGAACGCUAGGUUGGGUGAUUUCGGGCUGGCGCUGAGAGGAAACGUGGAGGAUGUAAGGAUAAGACGUACGCCCCCGGCGGGCACGUUAGGCUACCUUGACCCUGGUUACAUCACGCCGGAGAACCUCAGUAGCAAGAGCGAUGUCUUCAGUUUUGGGAUUCUACUGUUGGAGAUCAUCAGUGGCAGAAACGCCAUUGAUAUGAACUAUAGCCCUCCGUCGGUGGUUGAUUGGGCUUUACCGAUGAUCGGAAAAGGAAAUUUCAGCUCUCUUUAUGAUCCUCGGAUUGGACCGCCAGGGGACUUGUCGGUGGUCCGGGAACUGGCGUUGUUGGCCUCUCGGUGUGUGGCGUUGGAUGCAGAGAAGAGGCCGGACAUGGCGGAGGUGGUGGGUUGUCUUAGAUUUGUUUGCAAGAAAGUGAACUCGAUCUCGCCGAUUUGGAUAAGUAUUAGGCGGAGGAUGGUGAAACCGGCGAUGUCAAUGGGUGCCCAAGUGUCUGAUGCGGAGAGCUCUAGACAUAGUAGUCGGAAUUCUUCAUCAAUGAGGAGCAGCAGAAGAGUGGCGAGUGUUCAACCCAGUAUGGAUUCUAGGAUUGAAAUGAGUGGGACAGUGAGAAAGAGUGGGUGCCGGUCCAAAUCGAUUGGUUCUGUGACGGAGAUGCAAAUGGGGUCUGAUGAUGAUUUCUUUGUCAGCCAGCAGCUUGCACUAGUUGGGAGACGAUCCGGAUUGGUUCUUAAGAUGCGUUGUGAGAGAUUGAACAAAUCCAAAUCAUAUGGGGGCAAUGCAAGGCCUGCAAGCCACGCGCUUGGCACACAAUGGUGAAAGCGGAUUUGUGUUCAGCUGGUUAGGAAUCCUUAAUUACCUUCUGUAGUGUACUUAUUCCCUAAUGGGUGAUUUUCAUGUCUUUGUUGUUAUUACAUUAAUAGAUUUCUUUUAAAAUCUUGUUCGUAUCUGGGAAGCCUUGAAUUUUGUUUUUAGAUUGGGAAGCAUGAAUUUAGUUCUCGGUAUUGAUA
Macadamia integrifolia is the source of this 1924-nucleotide messenger RNA. RefSeq names its product serine/threonine-protein kinase-like protein At3g51990. Gene Ontology annotation, biological process: protein phosphorylation. The transcript has 2 exons. Gene Ontology annotation, molecular function: ATP binding; protein serine/threonine kinase activity. Bases 339 to 1733 code for a protein of 464 amino acids. The record is from RefSeq and is a predicted model, not a curated record. Lineage: Eukaryota; Viridiplantae; Streptophyta; Magnoliopsida; Proteales; Proteaceae.